GUGCUCCCCAUUCUCCCGCCGUCGACGAAACCCUAACUCGAGCCGUCUGUCAUCGAAGCGAGAUGGCUCCCAAGAGAGCAGGGAAGGCGCCGACUGCGGUGAAGAAGAAGACGGAGAAGGUCGUGAACCCUCUUUUUGAGAAGAGGCCUAAGCAGUUUGGGAUUGGUGGGGCUCUACCUCCUAAGAGGGAUCUUCAUCGCUUCGUGAAAUGGCCUAAGGUAGUGAGAAUCCAGAGGCAGAGGAGGAUCCUCAAGCAGCGUUUGAAGGUUCCUCCUGCGAUUAAUCAGUUCACGAGGACUUUGGACAAGAACCUUGCAACAAACCUGUUUAAGAUGCUCCUGAAGUACAGACCUGAGGAUAGAGCUGCGAAGAAGGAACGCCUUCUCAAACGUGCACAAGCCGAAACUGAAGGAAAGGUUGUGGAGUCCAAGAAGCCAAUUGUUGUCAAAUAUGGCCUUAAUCAUGUUACCUAUCUCAUAGAACAGAACAAGGCCCAGCUGGUGGUUAUAGCUCAUGAUGUAGACCCAAUAGAGCUUGUGGUUUGGCUUCCAGCAUUGUGCAGGAAGAUGGAGAUCCCUUACUGCAUUGUGAAGGGAAAAGCUCGGUUGGGAACAAUUGUCCACCAGAAAACCGCUGCGGUAUUGUGCUUAACAACUGUGAAGAACGAAGACAAGCUUGAGUUCAGCAAAAUCUUGGAGGCUAUUAAGGCCAACUUCAAUGACAAAUUCGAUGAGAUUCGAAAGAAAUGGGGAGGAGGAAUUAUGGGUUCGAAAUCUCAGGCCAAAAGUAAGGCCAAAGAGAAGCUCCUGGCUAAAGAAGCUGCUCAGAGAAUGAGUUAGGUUUAUAUAUUAUUAUAGCUUUUCUAUAUUCAAACAUUAUGUUCUUUCUGUAGAUUUCAGUUUUUUGAGCUGAGAAUGUCCUUUCAGACUUCACAAUUUUAACUUUAUUAACUCCUCUUUUCUGAUUGUUUAAUGUUUUUGUUUGAUGUC
This is a messenger RNA of Phalaenopsis equestris, 989 nucleotides long. RefSeq names its product 60S ribosomal protein L7a-1-like. The record is from RefSeq and is a predicted model, not a curated record. Bases 63 to 839 code for a protein of 258 amino acids. Gene Ontology annotation, biological process: ribosome biogenesis. Gene Ontology annotation, cellular component: ribonucleoprotein complex. The transcript is spliced from 7 exons. NCBI's taxonomy places the organism in Eukaryota, Viridiplantae, Streptophyta, Magnoliopsida, Asparagales, Orchidaceae.